Molecule: messenger RNA, 1074 nt
Organism: Copidosoma floridanum
Lineage: Eukaryota; Metazoa; Arthropoda; Insecta; Hymenoptera; Encyrtidae
Biological process (GO): cilium assembly
Cellular component (GO): centriole; non-motile cilium
Source: RefSeq, a predicted model, not a curated record
UCUUCCUGCACCCUUGACUCCCUUGAGAGACUUUUGACUGAUGCUUGUUGAAUUAAAAAUUUCAAUUGAACGGAAAAAUGCACGAUAAUUGAGUGAAGUAGGUGGUAGUGCGUGUUAAAGUAUAAAAUUCGAGUGGGAAGAAAACGUGGCAAUGAACAGGAAAGCCAGUGACGAUCCCAGACAAGUACUGGCGAUUUUGAAUUCCUUGGGGGUCGUUGGUGUCACCGCCCCCGAGUUGAAGGCGUUUAUGAAAGAGUUGAAGUUGUACAGAAAGAUAAAGGAGCACGAGAACGAUCAGUGGAAGGAAGAAACGAAGGCUAAAAUACUGGGCAGGUACGAGCUGUUGGAGAUUCACAAGACAAAUUCACACAAGCCGUGUGCUUUGCAAAACGUUGCGUUGAACAGGCAGGAGAGAAAGAAAACUAAAAGUGACAAGUCACAGAAAAACUGUUUGGAAAUAGUGAUUGACAGAAAGGCCAAGCGCAGUGUUGGCCAGAACAAAGAAAAUAACGUGGAAAAGGCGAUAUCGACUCUGGCGAUAUCUUUUGAAAAGUGUAAGACUCGGACGCCGCAAAAAAAUUCGGAAAAGACUUGUGCCAAGAAAACGGACAAGGUUGAGGCGCGUCCAGCUAGCGCCCCACAGACCGAGUCUAAAGCUGUCGAAAGGCCAUCUCGCCAAAGAACGAAAAGCUUGACUUCCUUUGAAUCAAGAAGCCAAUCAAAAAUGCGAUUGCGCUCCAGAUCUAAAUCUUUCAUCAGAUCUCCGCAAUCUAGACAAGAGUCAAGAUCAUCAUCGCAAACGAGGAAGGGACCGAGUGAUCCAGUAGCUCUGUACAACAAGUACAAAAGUAUCUGGGAUCAGUUGUCACUUCCUGGUGAAAAGACCCAUGCAAAGUUGAGAUGGGCUGUGCGUGAGAAAAUGCUAGGCUCUGAACCAUAUCCAAAGCCAGUUGUAGAGUACAAAAGGCCACUACGAACACUCUCCAAGGGUAGAAAAAAAUAAUGUUGGAUUCCAAAAGAAAACUAGAUAUAUUUCAAUAUGAUAAUAAAUUUAAUUGUUUUAUUUACACAAUG